UAAACUUUGAACAAAAAAAGAAAACAUGGGUUCUAAGGCAUUUCUUUUUCUUGGCGUUUGUUUGGCUAUUUUUUUCCUGAUAAGCUCUGAGGUUGUAGCUGCGGAAUUGGCUGAGACUUCCGACUCAAUGAAAUUGGAUAACGGGAAUGAAGUACACGUUGACGGACGUGGCGGAUACAAUGGUGUUGGCAGUGAUGGAUAUAAACGUAGAGGAUGCCGCUAUGGUUGCUGCAGGAAAGGUUACUAUGGUUGCAAAAGGUGUUGCUCCUAUGCAGGUGAGGCCAUGGAUAAAGUCACUGAAGCUCAGCCUCACAACUGAUCAUUAUGUGUAAUAUAUAACGAGUUCAAGUUAUAUAUAUCGUUAGUGUAUGUACGUUGUGACAAUUUGUAAUAAUCUUGCUACUUUAGACCUUGCUUGUAACAAGUAUGAAUAAAGCCAUUCGGUUCUUAUGGAUGGUUGGUCAUGUAAUGUUUUGUUGUACAAUAUAUUGUGAUAAUAUGUUUCCAUAU
Nicotiana attenuata is the source of this 510-nucleotide messenger RNA. Its product is annotated as glycine-rich protein-like. The coding region runs from base 26 to 319 and encodes 97 amino acids. The record is from RefSeq and is a predicted model, not a curated record. The transcript has 2 exons. NCBI's taxonomy places the organism in Eukaryota, Viridiplantae, Streptophyta, Magnoliopsida, Solanales, Solanaceae.